This is a messenger RNA of Cooperia oncophora, 300 nucleotides long. NCBI's taxonomy places the organism in Eukaryota, Metazoa, Nematoda, Chromadorea, Rhabditida, Trichostrongylidae. The record is from the annotation of a GenBank genome assembly.
AUGAAGAAAGUCCACUUCGACGCUGUGGAGAAAUCGAUUGAAGCUGACCAACGAGAGCCAGAUUUCUGCUGCCGGGUCACCUUUAAGGGCGCAUCGACGGUUGUUAUCCUUCUGGAGAUCCUCUACUGCUUCUACUACAUUCUAAUACUUGUAUUCGCCAUUGUUAAACAUCGACAAGCAUGGAGCAUCAUCAUUCUUAGUGUCAAUCUCUUCCUUCUCGUGUUACAAAUAAUCACAGCUGGAGUUGGAGUGUGGAAAGAAAACCGAGGUUACUCCAGUCUCAUCUCAUAUUCCUCGUGA